Messenger RNA from Parasteatoda tepidariorum (common house spider), 350 nucleotides. The record is from RefSeq and is a predicted model, not a curated record. NCBI's taxonomy places the organism in Eukaryota, Metazoa, Arthropoda, Arachnida, Araneae, Theridiidae.
GGGUCUAAUUCUGUCUUCAAUAUUGAGUUAGUGGAUGAUUCAGGCAUCUUCAGUGUUGAGCCAAACUUGGCGACUGGCUCGUCUUCAGUUAGCAUUCGAGUUUCAAAUGGGCCUCUUGAUUACGAAAAUCCUAAUCAAAGGAAAUUUAUCCUGUUGGUUGUUGCCAAAGAAGCUUUCACGAAUCCUCAGCUGUCUGGCACGGGGACUGUAACAGUAAAUAUUUUAGACACUAACGACAAUGCGCCAAGAUUUGACAAACCUGAAUAUAAGGCCAGUGUAAUUGAAAAUGCACCUGCUGGAACAGUUGUAGACACUAUAACAGUAAGUAGAACUACUCCACACUGCUUAAA